UUGUGAACUUGUGAUGUUUAAAGAUGCUGAUGUUACUGUAUCAAAUGUGUCUUUUUGGAUUGUUUAUUAAAGUGGAAAUAUGUGUUUUGCGAAAUGAAUUUUUUCAAGUCCAGCAGAUGAAGAUUAAUAGACCUAGCUAAUUUAAUAUUAUCGUCUGUUUUAUGGCGUGCGCAGUGCUGCCAAGUUAACUGUAAAUAUUUGACUUGUAAAUGGAGAUUUCUAUAUCUUUCUUGUCCUUUUAGUUGGAGCCAUGAGCUAUAAGCGACAAUCACACCACUAAAUAACAACAUUCGGAGCUUGCUAGAUAAAAAGAAAUUUAAUAUCUGAUCCUUGGGCUACCUGGGGUGUGGCCUAAUGGCAACCUAUAAUGGACCAUAGGAGAUCAGGGUUCUAAUUCUAGCAUAGUCAAAAAAGAAAAACUUAGGUGGUUUCCUUCCGUCGUUCCAAGUCUUGGUAGGCAGAGAUACUCGGUAUAUGUGCUGGUGGAAGGUAGCAAGUACUCAGUGGGCUAGUCCUGGUGUGGCAAGUUGACAUUGAUUAACCGCUUAUAAGAGCAAUGGCAACUGGAAGUCCUUAUUUUGAUGACCUGCGAUGUCAAUCUGAGGUCAUUAAUCCUCCACGAAAUGAAGACUGCACGGACAUUGGUGAACAUAUGAAUGAGCUUGCUCAGCAUACAACAAAACCUAAUGUGACUGUUUCUAGUAGUGUUCGUGAAUUAUUGGAAUGCCCAGUAUGCUUAAAUGCUAUGUAUCCACCCAUUCAUCAGUGUUCCAACGGUCACACACUGUGUUCGGGUUGCAAACCUAGGGUGCAUAAUCGCUGUCCAACAUGUCGGCAUGAGCUUGGUAAUAUUCGAUGCCUUGCAUUAGAGAAGGUUGCUGCAUCUCUUGAGCUCCCAUGUAAAUAUCAGAGCUUUGGAUGUAUAGGAAUCAUUCCUUACUACAGCAAGCUGAAGCACGAAUCUGAAUGCUCUUUCAGACCCUAUAAUUGCCCCUAUGCGGGCUCAGAGUGCACCGUCAUUGGUGACAUCCCAUAUUUAGUUGCCCAUUUGAAAGAUGAUCACAAAGUUGAUAUGCAUGUCGGCAGUACUUUCAAUCAUCGUUAUGUAAAAGCAAAUCCCCAUGAAGUGGAAAAUGCUACAUGGAUGCUCACUGUUUUCAGUUGCUUUGGUCAGUACUUCUGUUUACACUUUGAAGCAUUUCAACUUGGAAUGGCACCAGUUUAUAUUGCAUUUUUACGGUUCUUGGGUGAUGAUGAAACGGCAAAGAACUUUAGCUACAGUCUUGAAGUUGGAGGCAAUGGAAGGAAGAUGAUUUGGCAAGGGGUACCAAGAAGCGUUAGGGACAGUCACCGUAAGGUUAGAGACAGUUUUGAUGGCCUCAUCAUUCAACGUAAUAUGGCGCUCUUCUUUUCUGGUGGAGACCGGAAAGAAUUGAAGCUUAGAGUUACUGGUAGGAUAUGGAAAGAACAAUGAUGUCGCAGGAGACUUCUUAGUACUCUUUCAAUCCAAGGACUAGGUUUUAUUCGUCUAGCAAUCAGUUGAAGUCUUCUGAUCAAUGUAUUUUUCUUGAACAAGGAGCAACAUCUCUUUGCUUGUCCAUGAUAAAAAUACAUUAGUGAGAAGGCCUAGUUAUUUUGAGGAAUGCAUCUUGCUCUAGGUGGUAUUGCUGACUAAUAUGUGCUACAGCAAAUGAUGUCAAUCCAUGAAGUUCUUUUUACUGAAA
This is a messenger RNA of Nicotiana attenuata, 1724 nucleotides long. RefSeq names its product E3 ubiquitin-protein ligase SINAT5-like. Gene Ontology annotation, biological process: ubiquitin-dependent protein catabolic process; multicellular organism development. The record is from RefSeq and is a predicted model, not a curated record. The transcript is spliced from 4 exons. The coding region runs from base 557 to 1474 and encodes 305 amino acids. NCBI's taxonomy places the organism in Eukaryota, Viridiplantae, Streptophyta, Magnoliopsida, Solanales, Solanaceae. Gene Ontology annotation, cellular component: cytoplasm. Gene Ontology annotation, molecular function: zinc ion binding; protein binding; ubiquitin protein ligase activity.